GACGAGUUGACGGUAAUUUCUAAAUCAGAAUAAACCUUAAAUGGAGCCAAAUCUUAAGUUGAACAUAGAAGAAUUAAAUAUAGAGAGUCUUUCAUUACAGAUCAAUCUCUACCGUGCUCUACUUACUAGACAGAUUUUAGUGCAUUGAUACUUCGAUACCGAAAGCAAUAAUUUAUAAAAAGAAGUCAACAACUUAUUUAAAUAUUGUUUUCUUAAAAGUGAAUAAACGAACGUUUCCAUAUAUUGGAUUUUUCAAAUCAGAUAUUAUAAAAUUUUGUAAAAAUGGAUCAAAUGCUACCAAGUCCUUACAACAUACCGGGUAUUGGUACCCCAUUACACCAACCUGAAGAAGAUCAACAAAUUUUACCAAAUGCUAUGCAGCAACAACAUCAACAACAACAACAGCAACAGCAGCAACAACAACAGCAUUCAUUGGUAUCCUUAGGCUCCUCACCUUUAGUUGGAUUUGGUUCCUCCAUAAUGGGUACUCCACAAAGGACCAUGCACACUUAUGCUCCAACGGCAAGCUAUGCAACACCUCAACAGAUGAUGCAGCCACAAACACCGCAAAAUUUAAUGUCACCAAUGAUCACUGGAGGUAGUAUAGCAGGGCAGCCUAUAUUAAGUCAGGCAAGCCCAGCACCCAUGACCCCUAUGACUCCACACUCAGCAGACCCUGGAAUAUUACCCCAAUUACAAAAUAUUGUUUCCACCGUGAAUCUAAACUGUAAAUUAGAUUUGAAAAAAAUUGCUCUUCAUGCACGUAAUGCUGAAUACAAUCCAAAACGGUUUGCUGCUGUUAUUAUGAGAAUUCGUGAACCGAGAACUACAGCACUUAUAUUCUCUUCUGGAAAAAUGGUUUGUACUGGAGCUAAAAGUGAAGAAGAUUCCCGUUUGGCUGCUAGGAAAUAUGCCAGAAUAAUUCAAAAACUUGGUUUUACAGCAAAAUUCUUGGACUUCAAAAUACAAAAUAUGGUGGGAAGUUGUGAUGUUAAGUUCCCUAUUCGUCUUGAAGGUUUAGUACUGACUCAUGGACAAUUCAGUUCCUAUGAACCUGAACUUUUUCCUGGACUUAUAUACCGAAUGGUUAAACCUAGAAUAGUAUUACUUAUUUUUGUCUCUGGCAAAGUAGUGUUAACAGGAGCAAAAGUGCGUCAAGAAAUAUAUGAAGCAUUUGAUAAUAUUUACCCAAUAUUAAAAAGUUUUAAAAAACAAUAGUUAAUAUAAUAUUUAGGUUAUUUUUGUAAGCUGUUCUUAUUUAUAAAAAAAAACACUUAA
Molecule: messenger RNA, 1278 nt
Organism: Vanessa tameamea
Lineage: Eukaryota; Metazoa; Arthropoda; Insecta; Lepidoptera; Nymphalidae
Gene: Tbp
Product: TATA-box-binding protein
Exons: 4
Coding region: 283-1218 (311 amino acids)
Biological process (GO): DNA-templated transcription initiation
Molecular function (GO): DNA binding; RNA polymerase II general transcription initiation factor activity
Source: RefSeq, a predicted model, not a curated record